Messenger RNA from Rotaria socialis, 1167 nucleotides. The record is from the annotation of a GenBank genome assembly. NCBI's taxonomy places the organism in Eukaryota, Metazoa, Rotifera, Eurotatoria, Philodinida, Philodinidae.
AUGUUCGAUUUACUUCGCUUUAUCUGUGAACUUAUAUUUGGUUCUUCAUUAUCUCUUUCACAUGAAUGUUUCGACUAUCUUUCGUCUAGUCUUCAUUCUAUAGUCGUUCAACUCAUUCAACAAUCAUUUUCCAUUGCAUUAAGAUCAAAACGAAUUCGAUUACUAGGUGAUGAUUUACAAGUAAUACUUAAAUGUCGAGCUAUAUCUCCAUUGUACGGUUAUUGUUGUUCGGUGGCUACAGAUAAAUCACAAUUGUUCGAAACUACCCGUCAACUUGGACGCAUAUUAUUUAUUCGAUCUGAUAUUCCGAUUGAUUUGAAAGAAAAUCUUUUAACUAUUACAAAUAACUUAUAUCGAAAUAAGAAUUUUUCACAUACAAAACCUCGAAAAAAGUGUGUUGUUUCAUGUGGUGAUAUUCUUCUUCAUGUCGAAUGGUUAGCGUUAGCUGGUGAACAAAAGUCUCCUCCAAUGAAAUUCUCAUUACUAAAUAAUGGAUCAAUAUUAAAUAGGGAACAACAGUUAUAUUUAUCGUUUCUUCAAUCAAAAAACUUCAAUGAAGAAAUUUGGAAAUUUUUAAGCUCUGAUCAAACUGCAUUACAUACUGUUGUUUCAAAUCUGAUUGAUUGGUGUCGAAAUAAUAUUUGUGAUUGUCUUGUACAUAGUUGCAGACUAACGAAACGUUGCCAACUUGUUUUUUAUCUUACUAUUAUUGAUUGCUUACUGCAAAACCCAUUACUAACUAUCAAUCAUUAUUUGCAUCAUCUAUCACCGAUAGUUAUGACUUGUUUAUUGUAUGAAUUCGAGACUGAUGAACGGUUAGAUCACAAUGAUCAUGACAUGAAAUCUGCCCUUAAUACCGGUGAUACAUGGUCAGUUCGUUUGACAGCUGCUCGAGCAUGUGUUAAAAUAUUACAACGUUCAAAUUUUCUCGUCUUUGACGUCUUUUACACUCGUGUAAUCUCUCGAUUGAUUUGUUCACUUACUGAUCCAAGAGCCCCAGCUUCUGUGAUUUAUGCUAUUCUUUUUAUAUUUGAACAAUUGGGUGCUUAUACUUCUCGUGCAUUCCUUUUACCGUAUCUACUAGAAAUCGAUUCAUCAAAAAUCUUUUCUUCAAAAUCAAUAAUUGAAACACUGGAACGCAUUGCUGUAAUGAUCUUAGAGAAAUAG